Molecule: messenger RNA, 8256 nt
Organism: Sus scrofa (pig)
Lineage: Eukaryota; Metazoa; Chordata; Mammalia; Artiodactyla; Suidae
Source: RefSeq, a predicted model, not a curated record
CCAUUUCACAGGCUGGUGUGCCCUACAGGCAACCCAGUAAAAUACCACCAGCCACAGAGAGCCUGUAAAUUCCGCUAACCAGAAGGGCUCUCCCCGCCCCCUCUCCCCGCGCAGCUUGCUCUGCCCUCCUCCUCCUCCUCUCCGCCCACUCUCGCCGCGGUCUCCUGGCGGCGGCGGCUUUGUCUCGUGGGCUGGUCCCUGGCGGCUCCCUCCCCCGAACAGCUGCCACCAAGGGAAGAAGAGGCGCGGGAGCUGUCCAGCACCCCGGUGCUGAAACCUCGAGCGGCUCGUCAUCCACCACCACCAUGUAAGGGCCAUGAAAAGGGCUCGUCCUGGCGCAGCGCGGACAUGGAGGAGGACUUAUUCCAGCUAAGGCAGCUGCCGGUGGUGAAAUUCCGUCGCACAGGCGAGAGUGCAAGGUCAGAAGACGACACGGCUUCGGGAGAGCAUGAGGUCCACAUUGAAGGGGUCCGUGCAGGCCUAGAGGCCGUCGAGCUGGAUGAUGGGGCAGCUGUGCCCAAGGAGUUUGCCAAUCCCACUGACGAUACUUUCAUGGUGGAAGAUGCGGUGGAAGCCAUUGGUUUUGGAAAAUUUCAAUGGAAGCUGUCUGUUCUCACCGGCUUGGCUUGGAUGGCCGACGCCAUGGAGAUGAUGAUCCUGAGCAUCCUUGCACCACAGCUGCACUGUGAGUGGCGGCUUCCCAGCUGGCAAGUGGCAUUGCUGACCUCGGUGGUCUUUGUCGGUAUGAUGUCCAGCUCUACUCUCUGGGGAAACAUCUCGGACCAGUAUGGCAGGAAAACAGGGCUGAAGAUCAGCGUGCUCUGGACCCUUUACUACGGCAUCCUCAGUGCUUUCGCGCCUGUGUACAGCUGGAUCCUGGUGCUCCGGGGCCUGGUGGGCUUCGGGAUUGGAGGGGUCCCCCAGUCGGUGACGCUGUACGCUGAGUUCCUUCCCAUGAAAGCCAGAGCUAAGUGCAUUUUGCUGAUUGAGGUGUUCUGGGCCAUCGGGACGGUGUUCGAGGUCAUCCUGGCUGUGUUUGUGAUGCCCAGCCUGGGCUGGCGUUGGCUGCUCCUUCUUUCAGCUGUCCCGCUCCUCCUCUUCGCUGUCCUGUGCUUUUGGCUGCCAGAGAGUGCAAGAUAUGAUGUGCUCUCUGGAAACCAGGAAAAGGCCAUUGCCACCUUAAAGAGGAUAGCCACGGAAAACGGAGCCCCCAUGCCUCUGGGGAAGCUCAUCAUCUCCAGACAGGAAGACCGAGGCAAAAUGAGGGACCUUUUCACACCCCAUUUUAGAUGGACAACCUUGUUGCUGUGGUUUAUAUGGUUUUCCAAUGCGUUUUCUUACUAUGGACUAGUUCUGCUCACCACUGAGCUCUUCCAGGCGGAGAUGGUGUGUUCUAUCUCCAGCCGGAAGAAGGCCGUAGAGGCAAAAUGCAGCCUGGCCUGCGAGUACCUGAGUAAGGAGGAUUACAUGGACCUGCUGUGGACCACGCUCUCUGAGUUCCCAGGUGUCCUUGUGACUCUCUGGAUUAUCGACCGCCUGGGCCGCAAGAAGACCAUGGCCCUGUGCUUUGUCGUUUUCUCCUUCUGCAGUCUCCUGCUGUUUAUCUGUGUCGGAAGAAAUAUGCUCACUCUUUUACUCUUCAUUGCAAGAGCGUUUAUUUCUGGAGGCUUCCAAGCAGCCUAUGUUUACACACCUGAGGUCUACCCCACGGCGACCCGAGCGCUGGGCCUGGGCACCUGCAGCGGCAUGGCAAGGGUGGGCGCUCUCAUCACCCCGUUCAUUGCUCAGGUUAUGCUGGAAUCUUCCGUGUACUUGACGCUGGCGGUUUACAGCGGCUGCUGCCUCCUGGCUGCCCUGGCCUCCUGCUUUUUGCCCAUCGAGACCAAAGGCCGUGGACUGCAGGAGUCCAGCCACCGGGAGUGGGGCCAGGAGAUGGUCGGCCGAGGGGCACACGGCACAGGUGUCGCCAGGUCAAACUCAGGCUCUCAGGAAUAGUGACCAGUGGCGGGGCUGAGCUGGUCUUGGAAGCUGUAGAGCGUGGGGAGCUGGUGGAGCCCUGCUGGGGCACCAGCCGUCACUGCCGACAUCAAGAACUCACCCUAGAACUUCACCUGGACCGACGAGGUUUUGUGUCUUGACUCUGCUCAUAUUCAUCGAGAUCCACCCGGGGAUGGGGAGGCUUUUGCUCUGGGGGGUCUUCUGUAUGUGUGUGUGGAGGUUUGUUAGUAACCUGUGGAUCUGCAUGGGAAAACUGCCACUUCAGGAGUGCCCAGUGACGCCAGUAGCCAGCCAGACACCAUCCAGAGUCAGCUGGUCACACCCUCGGUGAACAACCACCCAAAGAUCUCUGUACAGUCCAGGCCCAAACCCUGUGAGACCUGUCGCCCAGUAAGGUGACACCUGUCACCUGUUCUUAGGUUUGUCCUGCACCCCCAGCCCCAGGCUUUCUUCUUUGAAAUUGCAGGUGACUUGGGUGUAGCCUGAGCAGCUUUUUCUUGGGUCUGAGAAAAGCUCCCGGGGAAGGGGCCCCUCAGUUUGCGCCCCUGCCCCAAGGGCCUGAGUAGUGGGGACUCUGGCGGAUGGACAUGAAUUUGAACUUGAGCCGCAUGCCUCCACCUGGCCCCCUCCUGGAGUUGCUGUCCCUGGCUCCAGGGGAUCCAGAUGUGUCCAGGAAGAUGACUGGGCUUGUACCAGAUGACAGCCUCAGAAAGCUGUUAUUGCCAGGAACUGGGGGUGAAGGCAAAUAGAGGUGAGGACCAAGCCCACAGCCAAAGCAGCCCCCCACACCCCGGAAGCAGCAAAGGCUGCACUGGGGGCUUCUCUUCUGGCCCCGUCCUCAGUCAGUCUGGUUGGUGACUCUUGGGGCAAGAAAACAGUUAACUCAGGUUUCAGCGCUUUGGAUUUUGAGCGUGGUGUGUGGCCAAGUGGAUGGAGAAAUGGAAAGAUGCUACACCAACCACCCGCUCAGGGUAGGGGACCAGGAAUCCUUUCUCCCUAGAUUCUCUGCUGCCCCUGCUAUCAAGGGCCAGCUUGGUCUUUACACAGAGGCCGCUCUGGGGUUUCUAGUGAUGGACUGCAUGGUAGGGAUGCUGCAGGUGGGGAGGAACAGGAGGGUCCAGAGGUAUGAAACAAGUGCAUUUUCAAAGUAAGAGAAGGGAGGUCAACCAGCUUUGGGGAUUGGCCUCAAGAGGAAGGGCUGACCCUGCAUCUCAGCAGACAACAUCCACCUCUAGGAUUUAGUUUCCACGAGCCUUUACCCAUCAUGAAGGCAGGAACCUAGGGACAGAUGCCAGAUCCCAUCAAAGGCCAGAGAAGACCGACCCUCUGCUUGGAGGUAUCUGCUUGGAGUGAACAUUGCAAAGAAGCCAAACGUGUACGUUCAUCUUUAUUAAAACAUGUCGGUGAUGGACAUUGCAAGGGUCGAAGUUUGUCCAUUUGUCAUAGCAUCCUAGUGACGCUUCAGCUUAAUGGUCUCACCAACUUUGUUCAGGGUAAGCUCAGUGCUUUAAUAUGCUUUAAUGGGACAAUCUUUCCAGCAAGGGGGAAGAGUUGCACAGCUGGCUGCCAAUUGUGACUUUUGAGUUGUUGGAAACAACACAUUCCAAUGGUGAAGAGGUCCCAGUGGGUGACUUUGUCAGGCUCAGGCCCUAGGUUGAUUGCAAGCAGUCUCAUGUCCCUAAAUAUAUGGGCUGCAGCCCCCCUGGCCCAGGCAGGCAGGUGGUGGGGAGGGGGGCAGCUUGGCAGAGUUUCUGCUCUCUGACACCCACAUUUCCUUGCACCCUGAGUGGCUAAAGCACUAAUUAUUGCUGGUCUGCUGAGCUCUCCUGGGUAACCCACAACCUUUGCUUGUCUUUUUUGCCUUCCAGCUGGCCAGACACUGCCGGAUGAGCAAGUCCACUCUUUUUCACCCUCAAAUAACCUGGAGGAGCUGAGGGCUGCAGAGGGGAAGGAGGACUUGGUUGGCAGAAUUGUUUUCUAGGGGCUGGAGUAAAGCAGCUUGUAGUUGAGGGCUUUGUUUCUUGAGGAAAUGAAAGUUGAAAACUCUUUGCCUUCUAAAUUGCCUGCCCUUUUGUAAAAUCAAUAUUAUUGAAUCAUAUGAAAGCUGCUACAAAAGUCGCUCAAGCAUCUGAUAUGCACAAGGCCUUUAGCUAAAGACCUUGUGCCUAAUUUUUGAAGUACCCAAAGACUCCCCUUUCUAUUAAUGGAAAUGUCAUCAGUUUCUCUCGGUGUUAGGAAAGAUUUUAGAAAAUGGCAAAAGAUGUCAAAAGGUAGCUAGAGUUACAUGGUUACUUUCUUUCUCUUACUUCAAGUAUGUUCAGUAUCAAUGAGAUGUGCAGGCAGCAAGACCAAAGAAUAUCUUAGAGAUGGACUUCUAAAUGAAUAUGAAUGAAUAUUCUUUUUAGUUUUUUUUUUUUCUUUGGCUGGGGAAGUUCCUGGGCCACGGGUCAAAUCUGAGCCAUAGCAGUAGCCAGAGCCACAGCAGUGACAAUACCACCUCCUUAACCCACUGAGCCACCAGGGAACUCCAGGUAUUCAUUAUUUUCAAAUAAUGUUAAGCGACAGAGAGCCUUGAAGGAUGAGAUCAGCAGUCUCCCUUGGUUACUACAAUAAACAUCAAAGGACUGGGAUAACUUUGGGCUGUGAGAAACAGUAAAACCAGUCAAUAGCAGCUUAAACCAUUAGAAUAUUAAUUCUUCAUUUAACAACAAGCCUAGAGAGUUAGGCAGCUCAACAGUUGUCAUCAAGGACCCGGCUUCUUCUUCUUCUUUUUUUGAGGGCCACACCUGAGGGGUAUGGAGGUUCCCAGGCUAGGGAUCAAAUUGGAGCUGUAGCUACCAGCCUACACUACAGCCAUAGCAAUGCAAGACCCAAGCCGAAUCUGUGGCCUACACCACAGCUCACAACAAGGCCAGAUCCUUAACCCAUUGAGUCGGGGCCAGGGAUCAAACCUGCAUCCUCAUGGAUACUAGUCAGAUUCAUUACUGCUGAGCCACAAUGGAAACUCCAAGAACCCAGCUUGGUUUUGCCUUUCCUCUCCACCAUCCUCUGCCUGCUGGCCAUUUGACCCUAUGUGUGAAACCUCAUGGUCACGAUAUGGCUGCCAAAGUGCCGAGCAUCAAUUUUUUUUCCAAAGGAUGUGAAAUGGGGAAGGAACAGUCACAGAAGGUUGUCUUCCUGAAAGGUCUGUUGUUUUUAGUUGGAAAGGGAAGUCCUCCAGCAGAUUUACCAUCAUUCCACAUUGAUCAAACCUGGGUCACAUGCCCAUCCCAGCAUGAGUCCUCUAUUAUGGCUGGGGAAGGAAGGGCCUACUCCCACAGAAGGACUCCCCACAGCCUCUUGAACACAAAAUUGGAAUUCUGUUAGCUCAGAGAAGGAAGGCGAUGAUGGUGGGAUGAGAGAUGGUUGAUAGAAACCUUGGCACAGGGUUCCAUCAAGGCUGUUUUAGGGAGUUCUGGAACCUUGUGGCUCAGUGGGUUGAGAACCUGACUUAGUCUCUGUACGGAUGCGGAUUCAAUCCCUGGCUUUGCUCGGUGGGUUAAAGAUCCGGCAUUGCUGUGGCUGUGGUAGGCUGGCAGCUGCAGCUCUGAUUCACCCCUAGCACAGGAACUUCCAUAUCCCACAGGUGCAGCUAUUGAAAAAAGAAAAAAAAAAAAAAAGGCAAGGAGAAAAAGUGUUUUAGUUGCAAGGAAUAGAAAUUGUACUCCAGGAGUUCUCCUCUUGGCUCAGUGGUUAAUGAAUCCAACUAGGAACCACGAGGUUACAAGUUUAAUCCCUGGCAUCGCUCAGUGGGUUAAGGAUCCGCUGUUGCUGUGGCUCUGACAUAGGCUGGCAGCUAUAGCUCUGAUUUGACCCCUAGCCUGGGAACCUCCAUAUGCCAUAGGUUCGGCCCUAGAAAAGACAAAAAGAAAGAAGAAAUUGUACUCCAGUUAAUUCAAAUUAAUAAACACAGCUUGGAGUUCUCUGGUGGUUCAGUGGGUUAAGAAUCCAGCAUUGUCACUGCUAUGGCUCAGGUCACUGCUGUGGUAUGGGUUGGACCCCUGGCCUGGGAACUUCUGCAUGAUGAAAGCAUGGCCAUAAAAAAAAAAAAAAAAGUACAGCUUUAUUAUAAGGCUAGGAACAGAAGUUAUUUUCCUAUAGGGGACAGCUGGGGAAUAUAAAUGUGGGGAAAUGGAAGUGUAGGGAGCAGCAGGAAGAGGGGAAGACAGUGGCAGAGUAGGGGACAAAGGCCCUGUUCAAAGAGGGAGGCUGCUCCUCGGCUCCAGCUGAUUUUGUUGUACCAUUGGCUCUCCUGAUGUUCAAGACAGGAAUCUGGAUUCUUAUGUGAAAUCUCCAAAUUUUGGUAUGUUGGAUCAAAAUCUGUUUUAAUUUUCGUGUGUUGGAUCAUUUAAACUUUUUAGUGUGUGAGUCCAAUAAAAUUCAUCUGCAGGCCAGGUUUGGUUGAUGGGUGACCAGUUUGCAGCCUCUGAAAAGCUAGAAAGAUCUUGGAAAUAAAAAGGAACAGGGACUUGGAGAGCCACCGGGGCCUGAGGUGGCCCCCUCUCUGGAUCUGUGGCCCCGGUUUCUGUCCCUCUCUGCAGGCCAGUUUCCUUCUUCCCGUGGCUGCUGCAUGUGCCCAACCACACGUCUGGCUCCCACUCACCAGGGCUCAGCUCUGCAAACAUAUCUGAAUCAGCUGCUCAAUGUCCAGCUUCCAGAGUCUCAGGAGAGGAAGCUGAUUGGCCCAGUUCAGUGUUGGUUCAAUCCUGGUCCCAAUAGGUUCGGGCAGGGAGAGGUGGGGUCAAGAGGUGUGCCCUUGGCGGCUUUGGCCAUGACCGUUACUGGUAUGCCUGGAACCCCCCACGACACACAGGUAAUUCUCAAGUCUGUUCCUUGUAACUCUAUUACGGGUCACGUCAUGGUAUGGAGUUGGUAUACAAGGAAUAUCCACCAUGUAUCCGGAGUGAUAGUCAACACUGAGGAUGUAAAAAAGAAUUAAGGAGUUCCCGUCGUGGUGCAGUGGUUAACGAAUCCGACUAGGAACCAUGAGGUUGUGGGUUCGGUCCCUGGCCUUGCUCAGUGGGUUAACGAUCUGGCGUUGCCGUGAGCUAUGGUGCAGGUUGCAGACGUGGCUCGGAUCCCGCGUUGCUGUGGCUCUGGUGUAGGCCGAUGGCUACAGCUCCGAUUGGACCCCUAGCCUGGGAACCUCCAUAUGCCGUGGGAGCAGCCCAAAGAAAUAGCAAAAAGACAAAAAAAAAAAAAAAAGAAUUAAGACAUGGUUCUCACAGUGCAGUGGAGGAAACACAGAUCAUGAGAACACAGUGUGUUACAGGUGCUAAUGGACGGAUGCAGAGUGUUGUGGGCGGCACACAGGUUGCCAUCCCCACACUCUAGAACAUUCUGAAGCCCACUCAAAGAUUUGGUGUUUGUGGUCAGACUUAGUCACUGUUGGUACUUUACUGUACUCUGAAUCCUUGACAAUUUAACAUCUAGAUACAUUAUGUAUUAUCAUUGUCUAUUAAUCAAGAAUAUUUGAGGAGUUCCUGCCGUGACGCAGUGGGUUAAGAAUCUGACUACAGUGGCUUGGGUCACUGCAGAGGCACAGGUUUGAUGCCUGGCCUGGUGCAAUGGCUUAAAGGAUCUGGUGUUGCUGUAGCUGCAGUGUAGGUCACAGCUGUGGCUCAGAUUCAGCCCCUGGUCUAGGAACUUCCAAAUGCUGUGGGUGCAGCCAUAACAAAAAAAAAUGUUUGAUGAUAGGAGAUCCCAAUAUAGCACAGUGGGUUAAAGGAUCUGGCAUUGUCUUUGCAGUGGUUUGUGUCACUGCUGAGGCAUGGGUUUGAUCCCCAGCCCAGGAACUUCCAUAUGCCGUGAGUGCAACCAAAAAAAAAAAAAAAAGAUAUUUCAUGAUGAACCACUUCAUAUACCCCUACCCCCACCAGGCCAAAGAACAGAGCACUUCCUAAAUUCAUCAAUAAGAACACAAUUCUACUCACAAUUGCAUCAAAAAACUAACACUUAGGAAUAAAUUUAACAGGUAUGCAAGACUUAAGCAAACUACAAAACAUUACUGCAUAAUCAAAGAUGUAAAUAAAUGGAAGAGACAGCCCAUGACUAUGGAUCAGCAGACUUAAAAUUGUUAGGGUAUCAACCAGUACACCCUCAAAUUACUCUUAUCAAUUCAACACAAUCCCUAUCAAAAUCCCACCUGGCUUUUUUGGGCAGGAAUUGGCAAGCUGAUUGUAAGACGCAAAGGACCAGAAUAGCCAAAAAAAAAAAAAA